Camellia sinensis is the source of this 1242-nucleotide messenger RNA. The record is from RefSeq and is a predicted model, not a curated record. NCBI's taxonomy places the organism in Eukaryota, Viridiplantae, Streptophyta, Magnoliopsida, Ericales, Theaceae.
AUGGACUAUAAUGCUAAUGAUCGAGACCGAAUUCGUAAGGCAUAUCUACAAAAGGUCCUUGUCAACCUCGUGAUCAUAAUUUUCCACAAAAAUCAUUUGGACAAAUACUUCGGCGAUUUAAUCAGGCUUGGUUUAGUGAAUUUCCUAAUUGAUGUCAAAGUGGUUGCAUUGAGCAAUACUCCACAAAAUCUCAAGUUGACAUCUCUUGAUAUUCAAAAAGACUUUGUAAAUGUGGCCGCAUUUGAAACUAUCAAUGUGAUUAUUAAAGAUUUUGGUGAUGCACUUUUUUAUAUUUUGGUUGAUGAAGCCCGUGACAUAUCAAUCAAUGAGCAAAUGGCAGUUGUAAUACGAUAUGUUGACAAAAAAAGGCCAAGUCAAGGAUAUGAUGGGGCUAGUAAUAUGCAAGCAUCAUGUAAAUAUCGAGAUAUUGUUAGGGAGAAGCAAGCUGCAAAAGUUGUUGAGGCACUUAAUACUGGAGAACUAUCUAGUGGGCAAGGCUUAAAUCAAGAAACUAAUCUUAAACGUACUGGUGAUACACGUUGGGGUUCACACUAUGGUACUUUAGUUAGCUUGGCUAGUAUGUUUUCAACAGUGAUUGAUGUGCUUGAAAUGAUUUCGGAGGAUGGUUCAAAUUCAGAACAACGAGCAGAAGCAAAUGUGUUGUUGGAUUCAAUUCAAUCAUUUGAGUUUGUAUUCAACCUUCAUUUGAUGAAAAUUAUAUUGGCUAUUACAAGCGAGUUAUCGCAAGCACUACAAAGGAAAGAUCAAGAUAUUGUUAAUGCUAUAAAUUUAGUUCAAAAUUCUAAAGUACGGUUCCAAAAGAUGAGGGAGAGUGAGUGGACAUCCUUACUUGAUGAUAUUUUGUCUUUUUGUGAAAAACAUGAAAUUGAUGUUCCCCAAAUGGAAGAUAUUUUUGAUAGGAAAAAGUUAAUUCAUCUUGCUGAAUUUUAUCCGAAAGAAUUUUAUUCAGGGGAGCUCAUGGUACUUAAUGAUCAACUUGACACAUAUAUUAUCGACAUGCUAUCCAGUAAUGAGUUCUCAAUGUUGAAUGGAAUUGCCGAUCUUGUUAAGAAAAUAGUGAAAACUGGAAGAGAUAAAAAUCGGUUGUGGAACCAAAUGAGUGAUGAAUGGAUGAAUGAUAGCUUAGUUGUCUAUAUUGAAAGAAAUAUUUUUGAUGGCAUUGACAAUGAUACUAUUAUGGAAAGAUUUCAAAAGAUGAAAACUCGUCGGGGUCAAUUAUAA